UCUAUCCGAUCCAAUGCUCGUCUUUGUAUCACGACAAUGUUUUGAAUGGUGUAAACAUUGUGAUUAUGAUUUUCAUAUGUCACAAAAAUGUAUGUGCAUAAUCGGGUACGACAAGCAUCGCUGUAAAAUUUUUAGACGGAUUUCGAUUCGGCAACAGUUUUGAAUUAAUUAUUCAAAAAUGGCAAUUGGAAAGUAAGCAGGUCAUUGUCACCAAACUAAAUUAUGAUAAGUGCGAACAACAAUAUCUCCUAAUGGCAAAUGCGUUCAUUUUACUUGUUACCUAUUUGAUUCUCGGAUGGUGCAUUACAGUUUCAACAGGUAUUCAAUGGCCUAACAGCAGUUUUGGCUUGCCAAGUACAUAUUCUGGAUGUCCUGGUGACUUGAAAAGUGGUUGGCGUGAGGGAUGGAGGUUGCAGGAUAUGGAGAAUGAUGAUAAAAAUCAUGACCUUCGUUCAAAAGCAUCAUUGAAGAACCACUUUGGUGUUACGUUUAGACUAUCAAAAAUGGAUAUUGAACGAAAAUUUUGUAUGCUGGACCAAAUAAGCAACAAUUCGAAGUCUUGGCCACGCGGUGUAUAUUGUGUUUACAAGUCAAGUAAUGUUUGUCCAAAUGGUAUGAGUUCUGGUUCUGUGAAAUGGGACGAUGAAGAUGAUUGGCCAAGAAGAGUUAAUGAUCGAGGAGGACAGUUACCUGGUGGCACUUAUGAUAGAGAUACUACUAUUAAUUAUUGCUGUCGAACAAAUGGAAACUGGUAUGAUUCCAUUGAAUUGCCAGUUAUGAAACCUUUUUACUUGUUGACAUCCAACUCAUUGUUAUCUCCCAAAUGUCAAAUGGUAAAGUGGGCAAAAAGUCAAAUGGAGUAUAUUUUAUUUGAUACGGAGGAUGACAAUAAUAGGGAUAAUCUUUCUGGAAAUCAUGUUUUUGUUGAUACUUCUGAUAGUUCUGGUCGCAAAAAGUUCUACUAUUGUUACUACAAAGACUGUCGGGUUUCUACCACUGGUCUCAGUGGUCGAAUUUCAUCGCAUCAGACAGCAAAAAACGAUAUGGAUCCACACUCUCAAUAUUGUUCGUGGCUUAUUACUACAGCAAAAACAUUUGUCAUUUCCCUGAAAUUCUCAAUACUAAAUAUCCCACAGUGCAACGAUACAUUUCUCAAUAUUUACAAUGGCCCAAAUGAUACCUCCCCUCUACAUGGCAAAUAUUGUGGUGAAAAUGCAACUGCAGGAAUGGAAAUACGUUCUUCAUCAAACCAUUUGUUUAUCGUGAGCAACUCUGGUAGCUAUGGGUCACAUCCGAAAAGCGUGUUUGCCUUUCAAGCAUAUUACAAAGCUCAGCUUUUAGGCUGUACUCGCACAUACACUGCUCAAAGUGGCUCAAUAUCUUCACACGAUACAACCCAAAACGAAACUGAUCUAAACUUUCAAUAUUGUUCAUGGCUGAUUACUGUAGCAAAAACAUUUGUCAUCUCAUUGAAAUUCUUGAUAUUAAAUAUCCCACAGUGCGACCAUACAUUUCUCAUUAUUUACAAUGGUCCAAAUGAUACCUCUCCUUUACUUGGUAAAUAUUGUGGAGAAAACGCAACUGCAGGAAUGGAAAUACGUUCUUCAACAAACUAUUUGUUGAUUGUGGGUAACUCUGGUAGCAAUGAAUCUUAUUCAAGAAAUGUGUUUAGAUUUCAAGCACAGUAUUUUGCUCAUUAUUUGUUUAAAGAAAAUAAAUGGCCAACUGGCAACUUUGGUAUACCGAAGGCUAUAACAGGAUGUCCUGUGAUGCAAAAAAGUGGAUGGCGUGAGGGAUGGAGGUUCCAAGAUAUGGAAGAUGAGGAAGUACGUUCAAUCGCGUCACCUAAAAAUCACAUGGCUGUUACCUUUCCAAUUAGAAAUGAAAGAUUUGAUAUCAAUCGAACAUUUUGUAUGUUGAAUCAAAUGAACAAAGAAACAAGACCUUGGCCUAAAGGUUUGUAUUGUCUCUAUAAGUCGAGCAACACUUGUCCUGAUGGUCUUAGUUCUGGAUUUGUAAGAUUGGAUGAUGAAGAUAGAAACAAUAGAAAUGACCUGGGAGGACAGUUACCUUUUGGCACCUAUGAUAAAGACACUAUUAUUCAUUAUUGUUGUCAAACAAAUGGAAACUGGUAUAACUCCAUUAAUCUGCCUGUUAUCAAACCUUUUUAUUUGCUGACAUCUAAUUCAGUGUCGUCUCCCAAAUGUCAAAUGGUAAAAUGGGCAACAAGUCAAAUGGAGUAUAUUUUAUUUAACACGGAAGAUAGUAACAAUAAUGAUCGUUUUUCUGGAAAUUGUGUGUUCUUAGAUAAAUCAGACAGUUUAGGUCGCACCAAAUUAUACUAUUGUUACUACGUAGAUUGUCGUGAUUCAGUUAGUGGUCCCAAUGGUUCUAUAUCUUCCCACAACAUUGCACAAAACGACAUGGAUCCGCACUCUCAAUAUUGUUCAUGGCUUAUUACUGUAGCAGAAACAUUUGUCAUUUCCUGA
Xenia sp. Carnegie-2017 is the source of this 2489-nucleotide messenger RNA. RefSeq lists its product as uncharacterized. NCBI's taxonomy places the organism in Eukaryota, Metazoa, Cnidaria, Anthozoa, Malacalcyonacea, Xeniidae. The record is from RefSeq and is a predicted model, not a curated record. Gene Ontology annotation, cellular component: membrane. Gene Ontology annotation, molecular function: wide pore channel activity.